This is a messenger RNA of Danaus plexippus (monarch butterfly), 5968 nucleotides long. RefSeq names its product transcriptional activator cubitus interruptus (gene ci). Gene Ontology annotation, molecular function: DNA-binding transcription factor activity, RNA polymerase II-specific; RNA polymerase II cis-regulatory region sequence-specific DNA binding. Gene Ontology annotation, biological process: regulation of transcription by RNA polymerase II. Bases 497 to 5230 code for a protein of 1577 amino acids. Gene Ontology annotation, cellular component: nucleus. The transcript is spliced from 21 exons. The record is from RefSeq and is a predicted model, not a curated record. Lineage: Eukaryota; Metazoa; Arthropoda; Insecta; Lepidoptera; Nymphalidae.
UCUUAUAUCGGCGACCGGCGCCUGUGACGGACGUACACACGGUCUCAUUAACAUAAACAAACGUUUAUUUAUUUGUCAUUUCAAGUGACUUUGGAUACAAAUGACUGUUGCCGAUUCGGAUGUUUGUCUGUGUAUUAAAUGAUUUUUAUUCGACAAGUGCGCAUGUGUUUCUGUGAUGUAUUUUUAUGCGAAUGGAUUGCUGUAAUAAAGAUUAACACGAAGUGACCUGGAACAUCUAUGUCGCGCUGAAAGCUGUUGUUGUUAACACAAGAUGACAAAACUAUAUCAUUGUGAUAAAAUCGGCAAUGAAUCAAGAUCUCUGCUUUAAAGCAAUAAUGACAUUAAAAAAGAAAAUGUUGCUUCUAAGAUUAGAAUUAACUUGACAAGUGAUAUUCAGUGCCUAACUGUGAUAGUUGAAAGCAAUGUAAAUUUUUAAACUAUACACAGAUAUAUUAUUGUAGUGGGACUAGAUAAUGUUAUACAAUUAGGACUUUGAAUGAUGCCUGAUCGGGAGUCGGUAGGGGGUCCUGGCACUGGCAGCGGUGGUUUUUUGCCACUACAGUUCCCAUCAGCGUUCGCGGCUUUCCACGCUUCAACACCACCUGGUGCAGCAACCACAGCAAUGCACCACGCAACACAUUAUCAUCACCAUGCACAGUUAGCAGCGGCAGCAGCAGCGGCAGCCGGGGCUACCAGCGAGUUGAGUUACCUCGCAGCACUGCAUCCCGCCUAUCGUCCCGUACCUUAUGAUCAUCCUCUGUACGGGGCUAAUACUCUACGUGGUUUGGAAUAUUUGAGUGCAGCUAGGAGUUUGCAUCCGGAAUUACAUGCAGGGAGUACAUUAGCCAGUCAAGAUUUUCAACUUAGUCUGGAAGGAUCGAGAAUAGCAUCUCCCAAUCGUUUGAGGUUAUCCGGCGGGGCAAUAGGUGCGUCGGCAAAUAGAAAACGAGCAGUUUCAUGGAGUCCCUAUUCUGCUGAGUCGUUAGACCUGGCAGCUGUCAUCAGAGCAUCACCUGCUAGCUUGGCUGUCAGAGCACCUUCAGCGGCUUCCACUGGCAGCUAUGGACACCUUAGUGCUGGUGCAAUAUCUCCGGCGCUAUCGUUGUCACAUGCGUCUCUCGCUCAACAACUUUUGGCGAGAGGUGGUGUGGGUGGUAGCAGUGUGCUGUCUGGUGGUGUGCUGCUUGAUCCUGCUCAUCAACAGGCUGCGGCAGCUGCGGCUCACCAUGCUGCCCAUGCGCAUCUUGUCGCCGGGAUCCACCGAUCUCAUAUAUCUUCACCGACUCAGCUCCUCAUAGGUGGCCCAGUGGAUGUUCGAAAUGGUUUGGGUUUAGAUGGAACACCUCCUCAUAUGCAACAGCCACCACAGCAACCCGAAAUCACUAGCGUCAUGGAAGCGGAUAGUGCAUCAACAGCAUUAACGCAGCGCAAAUCGCCCCAAGUAUUGGUUUCUCAUAGAGACAAUAUGCAUGGCAAUAAACCUUUAUCAGCAGCUGCCGAAAGUACUGUACAUGACGGGCUUGACUCUAAGGAUGAGCCUGGGGACUUUAUAGAGACAAAUUGUCAUUGGGUUGAUUGUAAACUUGAGUUUCCAACGCAAGACGAUCUCGUAAAACACAUUAACACAGAUCACAUCCAUGCUAGUAAAAAAGCCUUUGUCUGUCGCUGGGUUGGAUGUUCCAGAGAUGAAAAACCUUUUAAAGCUCAAUAUAUGCUGGUAGUUCAUAUGAGAAGACAUACAGGAGAAAAGCCCCAUAAAUGUACAUUUGAGGGUUGCUGCAAAGCCUAUUCGCGUUUGGAAAAUUUAAAGACUCAUCUGCGGAGUCAUACCGGAGAGAAACCUUACACCUGCGAGUAUCCUGGAUGUGCGAAAGCUUUUUCCAAUGCCAGUGACCGUGCUAAGCAUCAGAACCGAACGCAUAGCAAUGAGAAGCCGUACGUGUGCAAAGCUCCAGGAUGUACGAAAAGAUACACAGAUCCAUCAUCUCUCAGAAAACACGUGAAGACGGUACAUGGCGCAGAAUUUUAUGCCAGUAAAAAACAUAAAGGUUGUAGUCGUGGGGAUGACUCAGCAGAAUCUGGUGGAGGUUGUGCAGGUUCUUCACCGCGAUCGGAAGAGGGAGGUGCUCUUAUCAGAGGUCACACCUCUUCAGCCUCCGUCAAGAGCGAAAGUCCGGCUUCACCGCUACCGCUCAUGCACACGGCCGCACAUCAGCUCUCAGCACAGUGCGGUGGAGAUUUGGAUUUUGGUGGUUCAGGACUAGGUGGUUUUAGUGACGAACACGGAGCCCCAUACUUCCGACUUGAUGGUGAUGUGGAACAGGAAGUGGUUGGUGAGGUUGGUCAGCUUCCACUGAUGCUUCGUGCGAUGGUUGCUAUUGGAGAACCACGACAUGGACCAAGAUUUGGUAACAAAAUGGCCCUUGGAAGACUAAUGCCUUCUGUACAUGAUAUGGGUGCCGUUCAAGGAAGAACAGAAUUAGGCAGCACUAACGUAGCAGUCGAACUGAAGACUGGACUCCCAAAUACAAGAAGGGAUUCCGGAAUUUCAUCAGGAAGCAGCUUAUAUAGUGCGAGAUCUUCAGAUAUUUCACGCAAAAGUAGUCAAGCAUCUGUAGUGUCAGGUGCAGUUGCUACAACUAUUGGCAUUGCUGGACCCCAGAGGCUUGCCUCUCAACAUACUAACGUAUAUGACCAACUAUCACCUGAUAGUAGCCGAAGAUCUAGUCAAGUUUCAUGCGUAGGAUAUGCACCACCACCAUCAUCAGCUUUGGCAGCAGUACAAGCUGUAAGAACCUCGCAAGGCCAUCAGGCUGUAUUACUACGCGGUGUGACCUGUUCCGAAGUGAGAGCAGAAGAAUUGGCUCUCGAAUUAGAUCCCAAUGUGCAGGUUAAAGAAGAAGCUAGAAGACUUUCAGAGCAAUCAAAUCUAAGUGACCAAGCUCAAAGCUAUCAACCUUAUCCCUCUAAUAAUGAUGACGUGGGUGAGACUCCAUUCCCGUUUAAAACAGAAGAUGACCAUGAAAUAGCCUAUAAGGAAUCCCGUUCAAAUUCGACUAACACCGUUGUUAUUACUACAGCCCAAGUUCAUCACCCAAAUCAAGAAGUAAAUCUAGAACAGGUUGCUGAAGGAGAAAUGGUGGAGAACAAGCUGGUGAUACCAGACGAAAUGAUGCAAUAUCUUAACCAAUCAAUAUUGGGAACCGACUCGGUAACACCAGCCAAAACGGACUCUACCAACCUUAAACCUGAAGCAAGUAAAGACAAUGACACAACCAAAGACAUUUUAACCAGUGAAACACAAACAAACAAUUCCAGUGACAAAAUAAGUGAUGUCGCUACUAGUGACGAUUCUCUUCUAAAAAAUCUAGGUGCCAUAGGAAGUGAUCUCAACAUAAGUGAUAUUCAAGUCGAUUUAAGGUCUUUAGACGUUAGUAUGUCUGGUAAUAGUGGCUCUCUUUUAGCUGCCAAAAGUCCAGAUGAAAAGAAUCCUCCACUUCAAGAACAGGUUAUAUCUGAAGUUGCAAAUGAAAAAUGCGAAGAUUACUUAAAACCAACCGCUAAUAAUGCAGCUAAUAAUCCUUUGCAGUCAUUGCAAACGAUGGCUGCCAAUCAAACUGAGCAAUCGAACAGAAUGAGGAUUAAUAAUUCUCUACCUCAAAAGCCAGCUAUUAGUCCUAAGACUAUUAUUAUGACACCUCAAACAGUUAUGAGUCCUAAUUUGGUCCAUAGUAUGUUAAGUCCACAGAGUCUACCACAUAGUUCUAUGAGUCCACAGAGUAUAAGAAGUCCACAGCAUAUGCCACCAGGUAUAAUGAGCCCUCCAAGUAUAUAUAAUGUUAUGAGCCCUCAGAGUGUAAUGUCUGUUAUGUCUCCACAACAUAAUGCUAUGAGUCCACAGAGUAUGCCAAGUUUAAUGAGUCCGCAAAUGCCUAACCAAAUGAUGAGUCCGCGUAACAACAACAUUGCAAGCCCUAUUACGCAAAACAUGGGAAGUCCAAUGAUGAAUAUAACCAGUCCUCUGAAUCAAAACAUAGCAAGUCCGAUGAGCCAUGGAAUGCCUAGUCCAAUGCAUCCGGGUCUCCAAAGCCCUAAUCCUAUGGUACAAAACCUCUCUAAUAUGCCAAGAAAUACACAAGCGAUUCAAAAUCAAAAUCAACACCACAUAAUGAAUAUGAAUCAAACACAGCAAUUGGCGCAACAACAAGCAUAUAAUAAUCAUCAGAAUUGUAAACUCCCAAGCAAAAAUUACAACAAUGUUCCUAACCAAUACCAAAACCAAACAUACACUCAAGCAGCAGCAUAUCCUACGCAAAAUCAAAUGAAUAUAAAUAUGAGACAUCAAAAUUUACAGCAAUACCAAAUGAUGCAGCAAUUUAAUCAAAACCAGUCACAGAUACCGAUAAUGCCUCCAAAUAAUUCGAAUAUGGCUUACGGCAACCAAAUGAUAAAUUACGCUCAACAUGGCAGUUAUACAAACCAGAGUAAUCAAUUGCAUCCGAUGCAAAUAUCGAGGUCUUCUAUGAUGAGCGUCGACAAUAGCGGCAAUAUGAACCGAGGGUCGUUAAAUGGUUAUUACGAACAGACAAUGAGUCCGUCUGCACAGAAUCCUCAGUACAAUCAAAAUGUACAAUAUCCAGCUCCACCGCCAUACAACGCGGUGAACAAUGCAGCAAAUGUAAUGGGUCCGCCGCCACCUAAAAACAAUCAUCAAUAUAAUCAAGCCAUGAUGAACAACAAUCAAUAUUAUAACAACCAGAGAUCUUACAACCAAUGGGACUAUCCGGGUAAUCAGUUCAAUAAACAUAAUAUGCAAAAAUCGACACAAAACUCAGUCAACAUGUCAACUGGUAGUCAGAAACCUGUCAUGAACGGUACAAGAAUAUCAAUGAAUUGCAACCAAAUAAUGAAAAAUCCUGGCGAACAAACUGAUUGUAGCAUGAACAGCUUACGGAGUCAAAAUAACCAGGCUGAUGUUCAAGUGUGGGAUAUAUCUCAAUCUCAAAUAGAGGCUACGAACGGUAGGAAGAAAAAUCAGAAUACUAUGCGUCAAGAAACUUAUCAACGGACUUUAGAAUACGUUGAGAGUUGCGAAAACUGGAAGAGUUCUGAAAUAGUUUCUAGCAGUACACAUCCUCUACAAGGCGGAGACAAUAUGGUUGUCAACGACCUCAGGACUUCCUUAUCUUCGUUUUAUGAAGAGAAUCAAUAUUUGCAAAUGAUUCAAUAAUAAAUAAUCGUACGGGACAAAAAUCAUAGAACAGUUCCCUUAUUUUGUUAUUUAGCUCUGCUCUGAGAGACUGAUUAAUUUUAAAUUCUAAAUUAGUUUUUCGUUUAAAGUACACAUAAGGUCAUCAAAAGACACUCAUAAAUAGUUGUAAAUAAAGUUAAUGAUAACUCGUUCAUUGUCUUCCAAGAGUUUUAAAACAGUGAUGGUAUUGCAUUUUAUAUUGUAACCAAGUGCCUUAUUAUCUGUAAAAUUGUAAAUAUUUUUAUACAUUUUUAAGAAAGCCUUACUCAUUGUAAUAAUGUUCCAUUUUACUGGUGCCUAUUCUAGUAUCCACUAUUGUUAUAUAUAUCAUUUUAAAUAAAGCUCUAAGUUCCCACUGAGAUUACUAAAUAAAAUUUAUCUGUACAAAAAACGUAGACAUAUUUUUUUGGAAAUUUUACAAUUGUUACUGUUAGAAAUAUACCUGGUAGAUUAACGUUUAGGUUAAAUUAGUUAUUAGUAUCGCAAUAAAUGAAGCAGUGUUUCGAAGACAACGAUUCUCCUAGGUUAGUGUUUUAUAUAAUGAGAUUACUAGUUAUAGUUAUUUUUAAUUUUUUUUUUUUUUUUAUUUAAAGAACGACGCACAACGGAAAAGAACAAGAUAGUGUACUUUUUAAUAAAUUAUUGUUUGUAUAAAAAUUUUGUAGACUUUGCAGCCUUAUUUUUAAUAAAUUUAUAAAUAAAUUACUUUUAAUUUUU